GGUUGGACGCAACGUGCUGCACUGCAACCAAGUGCAGCGUCUCGCUCCCGCUGCUGCCUCUGGCGCAUUUGCCGCCCCCAAACGCGGUUGCUAGAGAAAAUGGGCAUGCGUUCUGCAUGGCGUUUUUGUGCGCAAGGUUGGAAAGUGCAUGUGUCGAAUAGUUGAAAUUGCUGCGUGUGCCAAAGUUGCUCAGGAUGUGUGUGGGCGCGGCUCCGUCCCGUGGCUACUGGUUCCUCUGCCUGCUCGCCUUGUCGUCGGCGACGCUGCUGAACCCGCGCGACCCACGCCAUCUUCAGCUGGACGCCGACUGGGGGUCGCCACUAGAGAGAAGUCAUGCUCCCGGAACCGGGCACCACUUGGACAGCGAUGGAGACUUUCUGAUGGAGGCGGAGUCCUAUGACCAGGAUGAGGCGGCGGCAGCGUCGCGCGCCAUGCGCUCGGCCCGCCGCUGCAUCCGGCACCAGCAGUCGUGUUUGGGUUUGCCGCUGCCCUGCUGCGACGCCUGCGACACCUGCUACUGCCGCUUCUUCAACGCCAUCUGCUACUGUCGACGCGUCGGACACGCCUGCCCGGAGCCGCCGCCGCCGCCGCCGCCGCCGGCGCGUACCUGACACAGAAGCGCUCCUGCAUGGCGUGCGUGCACUUUUGACGACGCGGCACAGCCGACACGUUGCGGACAAGACGUGAACGCAGCUGACUCGCCGACAUGCACGCAUCCUCCCUCUGCUGCUGCAGGCAAACGCUAACCAUAUAGACAACUCGAUCAUUUCUGUCGUCAACUUAUUUCUUUUCAAUAUUGGCGCUGACGCUAUUGCUCAUCUUAAGAAUUCUACAUAAAAAGUUCUUUCAACACAACAAUUGUGAUUUUCAUGUUCAAAGAAGGACAAGAAGCGUCAAACAAAAGACGGAAUUGAAAACAACAAGAGUUGAAGUUCCGAACCAGAAUCACAUGAUCAAUAAAUA
Messenger RNA from Syngnathus typhle (broad-nosed pipefish), 963 nucleotides. It is a transcript of the gene agrp, whose product is annotated as agouti related neuropeptide. NCBI's taxonomy places the organism in Eukaryota, Metazoa, Chordata, Actinopteri, Syngnathiformes, Syngnathidae. Gene Ontology annotation, cellular component: extracellular region. Gene Ontology annotation, biological process: positive regulation of feeding behavior; neuropeptide signaling pathway; adult feeding behavior. The transcript is spliced from 3 exons. The coding region runs from base 195 to 611 and encodes 138 amino acids. Gene Ontology annotation, molecular function: neuropeptide hormone activity; type 1 melanocortin receptor binding. The record is from RefSeq and is a predicted model, not a curated record.